AUGUUAGACCAGGGUUUACAGGCUUCGUUUAUAACAGAGUCUGCAGUUCAAUUACUUGGACUGAAGAAAAUUGCAAGCAAAAGUAAUGUUUCGGUAUUAGGAAGUGACAGGAGCCCUUCAGUGGUUUCUAAGUAUAUAGUUUUUAUCCAAUUGCAAUCACUUCUUGAUACCAAUUUUGUUGUUCGAGUAAAAGCUCAUGUGUUAGACAAACUGACCAACUGUCUUCCUAGUAAGAAAGUGGCAGUUCAAUUGUGUCCAAAGUUUACACAAUUGUCGUUGGCUGACCCUACCUUUGCUACUCCCAAUAAAAUUGAUCUUUUGCUCAGUGCAAAGGUGUACAGUCAAAUUAUAAAGCAGGGCCUAGUUAAAGAUUCGAACAGUUGCCUUAUAGCGCAAAAUACAUCUCUGGGAUGGAUAAUAUCCGGAGAAACUGAUGAAGGUGAAGAUGUUGGGACGAUUAUUUGUAAUACAAAUGUAACUAUGCAUGUUCAGAUAGAAGAAGAUGAUAAGCUUUUGAGGAAAUUUUUUGAAAUAGAAGCCGAACCUUCGUUAGUUAAAGCAAAGAAACAUUUAACGGAAGAGGAACAGCUAUGUGAAUCAAUAUAUUCAAGCACGACUAAAAGGGAUUCUUUUGGUCGUUAUAUAGUAAAGCUGCCAUUCAAAGAAUACAGUCCACAAUGCUUAAAUGGAAACUCAAAAGAAAUAGCACUUAGAAGAUUAUAUUCAUUAGAACGUAAAUUAGACAAGGAGAAAGAUUUGAAAGAAAAAUAUGCAGAGGUAUUUGCUGAAUAUCUAAGUCUAAAUCAUAUGGAGAUUAUUCCACCUGAAGAACAUAAAAGCUCCAAAGGUUUUUAUUUACCACAUUUUGCUGUGGUGCGCAACGAUAGAAGUACAACAAAAGUACGUAUUGUCUUUGACGCAUCGUUCCCAGGAUCCAACGGUGUUUCUUUAAAUCAAGACUUAUUGGUUGGUCCCACAUUACAGGAUGCCUUGAGACAUAUUUUAAUGAGAUGGCGGGCACAUCCUGUAUGUAUUUCUUCUGAUAUUGUGAAGAUGUAUCGUCAAGUUCGUGUAUCUUCAGAAGAUGUUGAUUUUCAGCGUAUUCUUUGGCGUGAAGAUUCUGCUUCUGAGGUGCAACAUUAUCGACUUUUGACAGUUACAUUUGGUACAUCGUCAGCUCCAUAUUUAGCAAUUCGCUCAUUACGUCAAGUAGCUUAUGACGAGGGUGUUCAUUUCCCAAUAGCUGCAAAAAAAGUGUUGUCAGACUUUUAUGUUGAUGAUUUGAUGUCAGGAUGUGAAAAUUUUAUAGAAGGUCAACAGCUAUAUACUGAAAUGAAACAAUUGCUUAGAAAAGGAGGGUUUGAAUUACAAAAGUGGACAAGCAAUGAUAAAAAUCUAAUGAAGUGGAUAGAAAACGAAGAAAAACUUGGAGAUAAAAGUAUGAAAGAGCAAAUAAAAGAUAAUAGGAACAGUUAA
Messenger RNA from Amyelois transitella, 1476 nucleotides. RefSeq lists its product as uncharacterized. The record is from RefSeq and is a predicted model, not a curated record. The transcript has a single exon. Lineage: Eukaryota; Metazoa; Arthropoda; Insecta; Lepidoptera; Pyralidae. Bases 1 to 1476 code for a protein of 491 amino acids.